Molecule: messenger RNA, 888 nt
Organism: Blastomyces dermatitidis ER-3
Lineage: Eukaryota; Fungi; Ascomycota; Eurotiomycetes; Onygenales; Ajellomycetaceae
Exons: 6
Coding region: 1-888 (295 amino acids)
Source: RefSeq, a predicted model, not a curated record
AUGAGAUGGACUUCAGAAGCCACGCAGAUCGUCAUUUGUGCCGCACUCAGCUCUCUCCAAAUCUUAUUUCGAUGUGGCUACCGAUUGCUUGUAAAGUGCGGCGUGAUCAAGUCGUCUAAUCGAUCAUGGGGACCCGAUGAUAGCUGGAUGACAUUCGCACUGCUGCCCCUAAUAUGCCGCACUGUUGCUAUGAUAAGAGUGUUUGGUCUCCGGCUAUCUCCUUCAAUUGAUGACCAGGUGUUGUCGCAAAAACUCAUCUUAGUUGGUCGUGUAUUCUAUGCUCUUUUUCUUUGGUGCAUGAAACUUUGCUUGCUACGGUUUUAUAAAAGGCUGGAAACUGGGUCCAACAAAGUCCAUUACUCUCUCCAGUUCCUGCGGGCCUUUAUCGUGGUAACUUUCUUCGCUACAUUGCUGGCUACACUGCUUGAAUGUCAGCCAUUGUUCAUGUUUUGGAAUCCUAAAUAUUCGCAUCAUCCGUGUCGGAAAGGAAUGUCUAAUUUGCUCACCAUGGGCUCGUUAAACAUCGUAACUGAUCUUGCUUUGAUUCUCUUCCCCAUUCCAAUGCUCUGGAGAAUGACAUCUCUCGACUUUCAGGCUAAGCUACAGUUAACCCUAUUGUUCCUAGUCGGCAUAUUGGUUGUUGUAAUAACAAUUACGCGACUGCCUCUGAUAUUAAGUCACUCAGUGGCUCAAACUACACGUUCUCUGUGGGCAUCCAUUGAGAUAGUCUGCGCAAGCAUUGUUGCAAAUGCCUCAUUUUAUUAUGCCCUUUGGCAAGGAUCAAAUCGAUACCGCGCCCGGCCUGCUGAUUACGACGACUCGUCUACACCAUUCCAACUUUCACAUCGGCCUAGGAAUGAAAGUGAUAGCCGCCUCAGCACACCGUAA